AUGCACCAACGCGUUUGCUUUACGAAUCCAAUAAGUUUUUUCCUACUAAUCCUGUUUAUAUUAGGAAUCGCUUUAUUUUCCACUAAUUUGAAACUAAUUUCUUUCSUAAGAAAACAACAUCAUAUCAAGGCGAGUGAMGACAACGUUGAAGACGAUCUGAGAGUGCAGAAGGUCACUGGUCUUAAUCAACACAUUUGGAAACUUACAGCAACAAGCAUAGAUUUUCUCUGCAAUGUUCCUUUAUUUCCUAAAGCUCCUGAUAAAAGAUUAAUCAUAAAAAGGUUGAAUAUUUCUUCAAGUAUUAAAGAAAAGUACGCAGAAAGACUUUUUGGGUUCUUGCASCCUUCUAGGUCWGGAAGAUACAAGUUUUCCAUUUCUUCACAAGAGGCCUCAGAACUGUGGCUCAGUCUUGAUGAUAAAUCUGAAAAUGCUAAGCUUAUUGCUUAUGCUGGUGAAAAAAUAGGUGGGGAAAAGACCAAUGAUACAACCAACUCUGAAUUCCUUGUUUCUGAAGAAAUUGAGCUGAAUUCUGGGAAGAAAUAUUUCAUUGAGGCAUUGCACAUUGGACAGACUGCCGUCAGGUAUGUAUCYGUACAAUGGAAACCACCUGGAAAUUUCAGCACAUUCAUCAGCAUCGAAGAAGAAUUUCUCUCACCUUUCUUCCAUAACGACUUUGACCUGAAAAAUGCCUUCUACGAUUUUGAAAUCCCCCCUGUCGUUUCAUGUGUGAGCUCUACCAAGCAAAAUCCAUUCCUUUUGGAAAAACAUACUCUAUACUCUAGCCACCAGACAUUUGCUGAGGUUUUACCAAAUUGUCACUUGCCUAAUCUUGGCGAAACUUUGAGGUUGGAAAGAAAGGAUAUCCAGCUCAGACAUUAUGAUUCAAUUGGUCGAAAGUUCUUCAAGGGAAUCCUAAUCUACCCUUAUGAUUUGGUUAACAUAGUUGGGGAAAGCAGUCAUUUCGUGCCCUCAGAGGAAUGUGCGUGGAACCAUAAUAACGCGCUGAAAAACGACAGUGUGGAAAGCAUCGUGAAAAUGUUGUYGAAUAGAACAAAGGAAAAAUCAAAACUUUUGGAAAAACAUACUCUAUACUCUAGCCACCAGACAUUUGCUGAGGUUUUACCAAAUUGUCACUUGCCUAAUCUUGGCGAAACUUUGAGGUUGGAAAGAAAAGGUAUCAAGAUCAAUCCAUAUAGUUCACUUGGAGAUAUCAAGAUAAUUUUAGUUUACCCCUAUGAUUUAGCAAUCAGUGUUGGAAGUAACGGUGUUAAAGACAUACUGAAGAAAGAUGAUAUGACAAGCAUCGUGCAGCUGUUCUUAAAUAAGACAAAGGAACGUCUAAAACUGAAUAUCGCAUUAAAGUCCAUAGUCAAUGUGGAAAAGUCGAGCUAUUUCAACGGGAGUCGAUUCCUUWUYGAGCUGGACUUGUCAACACCAUCAAACGACACCUUCCAUAUCUCUGAGUACAUCUACCAUGACAAUGACAACACUAUCUGCUUCCUGACUCCAUGGAAACGACAUGUUACGGUUACGUUUGUUAUAACAGCUAAAAACCAAGGCAAAUGGAUCCACGUUUUUCUMGACAACAUAGCUUCGAUGAUAGAACGAACACAAGACAAAAAUAUCAAGGCAAUUAUCUUUGACUACGAAAGCAAGGAYAUUGAUMUUCMAGGAGCAAUUGCUUGGCGUGGUCUGGAAGAUAAAGUGAAGUUCMUAAGAAAGAAAGGRCGGUAUUCUCGAAGAGAAUCUUUCAACUUKGCAGUUCAGCAAGUUACAGAUCCUCACAGCAUUGUGUUUYUGACAGACUUGCACUUAACCUUGGGUGAAGGAUUGGUAAACAAUAUCAGGAAGCAUACUAUCGAAGGCCAAUUUGUCUACACUCCAGUGAUCGUGCGACUAUGGGGAGACACAACUCCUCACAAUCGAAAACCAAACGAAGCGAACUAUGGCUACUACGAGUACCUUGGCUACGGGUUGGUGGGAAUCUACAAAUCGGACUGGGAUCGCGUAGGAGGGUUCCCCGACUCCUAUUUUGGAAAACAAAAAAAAUAUGUCUGGGGAGGGGAGGACUGGGAGUUUAUGGACAGCGUGUAUAAGCAAGGCUUGCAAUGUUAUAGGAUAAAAUGCCCGUAUGUGUAUCACUAUGCACACAGUAAAAAAGGGAUGUGGGAUGAAGACACGACAAAGAAGUAA
Exaiptasia diaphana is the source of this 2193-nucleotide messenger RNA. Its product is annotated as beta-1,4-N-acetylgalactosaminyltransferase 3. Gene Ontology annotation, molecular function: acetylgalactosaminyltransferase activity. The record is from RefSeq and is a predicted model, not a curated record. The coding region runs from base 1 to 2193 and encodes 730 amino acids. Gene Ontology annotation, cellular component: Golgi cisterna membrane. The transcript has 4 exons. NCBI's taxonomy places the organism in Eukaryota, Metazoa, Cnidaria, Anthozoa, Actiniaria, Aiptasiidae.